Messenger RNA from Trichophyton rubrum CBS 118892, 924 nucleotides. RefSeq lists its product as uncharacterized. Gene Ontology annotation, cellular component: fungal-type vacuole membrane. The transcript is spliced from 5 exons. The record is from RefSeq and is a predicted model, not a curated record. Gene Ontology annotation, biological process: basic amino acid transmembrane export from vacuole. Lineage: Eukaryota; Fungi; Ascomycota; Eurotiomycetes; Onygenales; Arthrodermataceae. The coding region runs from base 1 to 924 and encodes 307 amino acids.
AUGGCUGUCACAUUAACGCACCGAGAGGUAGCUUCGGGGAUCCUGGGUUCGAUAUCUCUUGCUUGCUGGAUAUUUCUCCUGGUCCCCCAAUUAAUCGAGAACUACAAGAAUGGCAGUGCCAAAGCCAUAUCUUUCGCCUUUAUUCUCGUUUGGUUUAUUGGAGAUAUUGCAAACUUGAUAGGAGCUCUGUGGGCUAAGCUGGUGCCCGUGGUGGUAGCCAUAGCCAUAUACUUCUGCAUUGCGGACGGAGUGUUGAUAUGCCAGUGCAUAUACUACAACGAGAAAAUCUCACGGGAGAUGGAGAGACGGAUUUCGAGUCAUACAGCGCAUGAAGAUGAUGGAAUCCAGGUUCCCCAGCCAACGACACCACUAUUAAGUCGACGGAUGAGCGAGAAUCUUGGGCAAAGCGGACGAAGGAGGCUUGAUGGAAACUCGCUCAACCGUGACCCCUUGGCAAAGAUGCUGGCAGAGGACGAGCCAAAAAGCACUUGGGCUAAGAAUAUACUGAGCCUACUGGGAAUUUGCACUGCGGGUAUUGCUGGCUGGGUAAUCGCAUGGAAGACGGUUGUAUGGCAACCGACUCCUACCCAACCCAUCAAGGGGCCAGUUGAGAUGGCUGCGGGAGCGCAGGUCGCUGGGUAUCUCAGUGCAUUGUGCUAUCUAGGUGCUCGAAUUCCACAGAUUAUCAAGAAUUACAAAGAGAAGUCGUGCGAAGGACUCUCCCUUUUAUUCUUCGUGUUUUCUUUACUUGGCAACGCUACGUAUGGAGCAGGGAUUCUAUUUCAUUCUACGGAAAGAGAAUACAUUUUGACCAACCUGCCGUGGCUCCUAGGUUCGCUAGGUACCAUUGCCGAAGAUAUUAUUAUUUUUGCGCAGUUCCGAAUAUACACAGCUCAGGAGCCGGCGUCUUUGGCAGUAGCCUAG